Triticum aestivum (bread wheat) is the source of this 894-nucleotide messenger RNA. RefSeq lists its product as uncharacterized. NCBI's taxonomy places the organism in Eukaryota, Viridiplantae, Streptophyta, Magnoliopsida, Poales, Poaceae. The transcript has a single exon. The record is from RefSeq and is a predicted model, not a curated record. The coding region runs from base 203 to 685 and encodes 160 amino acids.
GGGAACGGGUAUGACGAGGCCGGUCCGGAGACGAGACCGACUCCGAGCCGAGGCAGCUAGGGUUGGCCUGGCUCCCGUUCCUGAUCAGAUCCAGCUGAGAGAAAUCCCCACUAGCUCCGCCGCCUCCCGUUCCUGAUCAGAUCCAGCUACGGGAGGCGAGGAAAGAGGCAAGGCAAAUCCAAAAUCCCUCGGCGUCGAGAAGAUGCAGUUUCUCAGCUACGGGAGCUUGUCGCCCACGCCCAUCACCGCGACCCAGGCGGAGUUGGAGGCGGAGGCGAUUCUCAAGGGCAAGGCGGAGGCGGACAUCAUCAAGGCCAAGUCGGAGGUGGAGAAGGAGGAGGUGUCCCUCAAGGACACGGCGGUGGAGGAGACGGCGUUCAUCGUCAAGGCCAAGGCGGAGGAGGAGGCGGUGAUGGGACUGAAGGGCGCCGAUGCGACCUCGGACUCGGAGGUGGAGGACUUGUACGACAACUGCCCCUACGACUCAGACGAUGAUCCAGACACCGUGUGCGCCAAGCUCGCUGCAUGGUACGAGGAGCAGGUCAGGAAGCGGCAUGCUCGCCUUCCCUGGUUGAAGUAUGACUCCGCCGCCGAUAUCCUCAAGAUGCAUGGGGAGGCUUCCGCUUUGUACAACGGGCAGCAGCCCGUGGCUGAUGAUGGGGUUGCUCCAGUGGUACCAGUCUGAGAACCAGAGACGAAGGAGGUCACCAAAGCUAUCCAUGUAGUUAUGUAUCUAUAUCUGUAGUUGAUCCUGUGAACAUCUAUGUUAUCCAUGCACCUAGAUGUGUGCUCUCAUUAUUGUUAAGUUAUUAGCCACCCAUGGAUCAAUGUCAUGUGCGACUGAUAAUUUAUCUUAUGUAAUCUGCUAGUGUUCAUCAUUUGGGUCUCCGAUCA